Molecule: messenger RNA, 1892 nt
Organism: Dendronephthya gigantea
Lineage: Eukaryota; Metazoa; Cnidaria; Anthozoa; Malacalcyonacea; Nephtheidae
Product: protein disulfide-isomerase 2-like
Exons: 7
Coding region: 317-1780 (487 amino acids)
Biological process (GO): protein folding; response to endoplasmic reticulum stress
Cellular component (GO): endoplasmic reticulum
Molecular function (GO): protein disulfide isomerase activity
Source: RefSeq, a predicted model, not a curated record
GAAAGGCUUUCUGCUUGCAGGUCAAAAAGGCAAAUGAUACGAAAGGCGCUUAGGAGUUUUCAUCAAUAUGAAGUCGGUUCAUUUCGGAAGCUCAUCAAUAUUUUCGACAAUAUAGGUUGUUAAAAAUUUAGCCUAUAAUCACAAGAAUGAUCGAAGACUAACUAAGCAUGGACCAAUUAGAGAAAAGCACGACACAAGCUCAUCUAGCACGCGUGCGCGAGUUGAGAAUUUGCUGCUUUAACUUUUGAAGAAAUGAUCGCUUUUGAUCACUUUAUGAUUCACGUGGAGACAGUGUUGUGGAUUUCUUGUUACCAAAAUGAAAGUAUACGUGUUGUUAAUGAUCGCCCUUGUGGGCCCGGUGUUCUCUGAAGAUGAGAUUGCAAAAGAUGGCAACAUUCUGGUGUUGACGAAGGACAACUUUGACAGCGCUAUUGCUAAGCACAAACCAAUUUUAGUUGAAUUUUAUGCUGAAUGGUGCGGUGCAUGCAAAGCUCUGGUUCCCGAGUACAAAGCUGCAGCAGAUAUGCUGGAAGAAGAGGGCUCUAAGAUAAAACUAGCUAAAGUUGACGCUAUCGCGGAGACAGAACUGGCUGAUAGAUUCGAUGUGAGGGGAUAUCCAACCAUUAAGCUCUUCAAGGACGAAGAAAUUAUUGAACAUAGGGCUGGAAGAUUUGCCGAGGACCUUGUAGCGUGGUUGAACAAAAAGACAACCCAGCCAGCCAAGAAUUUGGCGACCAUCGAAGAUGUGAAGAGUUUCAUUCAAGAUGACGAAGUCGCCAUUGUUGGAUUCUUUCCCAAUGCGGAGUCUUCCGAGGCGAAAGCUUUUAUCGAGGUUGCUGACAGCAUUGAUGAAGCUGUGUUUGGAAUUGUUUCAAAUGCGAAUAUUGCUAAGAAAUAUGAAAUUCAUGGAAAUGGGAUUAUUCUCUUUAAGCAGUUUGAUGAGCGUCGUGUUGUUUUCACUGGUAAAUAUGAAUCUGAUACAAUCUCGAACUUUGUCGACGCCAACAGACUACCAUUGGUCAACCAAAUGGUAAAAAGAAAAGUCAGAGAGAUCCAGACGAGAAAUGUCAGAAUUGCAUACUAUUUAUUCCUCAGUAGCAGUGCAAAUAACUUUCCUGAAAUCCUCUGCUAUUUCAACGAUAUUGCCAAGGAAUUCAAAGGCAAAAUCGUAUUUGCUUACUACGAUGUUGAUAACGAAGAAAGCGCUGGUGCACAUUUGGGUUCCUUGGGAGUUGAAGAUGACGACAUAUUUAGGCCAACUGUUCGUAUUUUGGACCGCAAAAGCAGAGAAAAAUUCAAACCAGAUCAGUUUGAAACAUUAACUCGUGAUGUUGUAAGAAAAUUCGCACGAGAUUUUGUCGAUGGUAAAAUUAAGCCCUUUAAACUAACACAAGAGAUCCCUGAUGAUUGGGACAAAGAGCCUGUCAAAGUUCUUGUAAGAAAGAACUUCAAUGAAAUUGCUUUAGACAAGUCCAAGAAUGUCUUUGUUGAAUUCUAUGCCCCAUGGUGUGCUCACUGUAAAGAAUUAGCACCAGUUUGGGACGAACUGGCUGAAAAAUUUAAGAAGGAUAAAAGCCUUGUUAUUGCAAAGAUUGACGCUACGAAAAAUGAAAUUGAUAACGUAGAAGUUAGAGGGCUCCCAACUCUGAAAUGGUUCCCGAAGAAUUCUGGCGAGGUCGUUGAUUACACUGGAGAAAAAACGCUGGAAGAUCUAACCACAUUUGUUGAAUCAGAUGGUAAAGUCAUACCUGCAAAAGAAGAGAAAAAAGAUGAAUUAUAAAAAACUUUCGAAUUCAACUUGUCUCCACAGACUAUACAUAUAAAAUUUCUUUACAAUUGAAAUAUUGAAGUAUAUUCUGUAAACGAAAUAGCAAAUAGAUAUUUUUUCUUCA